UCUGGAAGACUGCUGUGUUUACAUUUUGGUCUCAGGGUCUGGCAUUCCCUCAAAUGUUGGUUGAUCAAGAUGUUCCCUUCGCGUUCCCUCUCUAUAGUGAUUAACUUCUGCCUGUGUAUGUGUGUCAUUGCGUUUAUCCGUCCAGCAGUAGUUGGUGCCGAGUACAAUGGAACCUUGGAAUUAGUACAACUGGUGAGAUAAUGAUUAUAUGUACCGUCAUGGAGAUCGUGCUCCAAUUGAAUUAUACCCAAAUGAUCCUUAUCAAGAUCCAUCAAUAUGGCCUGAUGGCUUAGCUCAGCUAACAAAAAAAGGGAAAGCGAUGCAGUACGCAUUAGGGAAAUGGCUUCGCAAGAGGUACGACGGUUUUGUAAGUAAGAAGUGGGAUCCAGAGGAGAUUUAUGUCCGAAGUACUGAUGUUGAUCGGACACUUAUGUCGGCUGCUUGUAACCUGGCAGCAUUCUAUUUUCCUAAUGAUCCUGACCGUUUUAAUGGAAAAUUAGCUUGGAUGCCAACUCCAAUUCAUACUGCACCUUUGUCAAGUGACAAUUUGCUUUCUGUUGACGAGAGUUGCCCAAGGAUUCAAGAGGAACUUGGAUUACAGGAAAACUUACCAAUAGUGAAGAAUGUCACGGAUGAUAGCCAAAAAUUAUUUGAAUUUCUUUCUGAAAAAGCUGGCAAAAAUAUUACAACUAUAUUAGAUGUUGACUACCUUUAUGACACACUUCGCAUUGAGGCUCUCUACAAUUUUUCACUUCCUGAGUGGACCAGUGGUGUUAUGGAGCACAUGAAACUUUUGUCAGAUUUUAGCUUUGAGAUUGUAGCCCUGUCAGAAGAACUAAAACGACUUAGAGCUGGUCCGAUCAUAAAGGAACUUGGAAAUCACAUGAAGGAAAAAGCAGAUGGUAAAUUAGAGAAGCAGAAAAUGUAUGUUUACUCUGCUCAUGAUACUACUUUGGCAACUCUUAUGUUAGGGCUUGGAGUUUUUAACAACAUAGCGCCACCUUAUGCGGCCACAGUGCUUAUUGAGCUUCAUAAAGAGGAUGGUGAUCAUUUUGUCCAGAUGUUCUUCCGCAAUGACACCAAAAUAGUGGACCCACCUUUUGCCCUUACGUUACCUGGAUGUGAAACUAAAUGUCCUCUAGAUAAGUGGUUGGAAAUUACAAGUAAAGUUGUACCAGAUGACUGGGUGGAAGAAUGCAAGAGCCAUGAUGUACCCUAUGAUUUCCACAUGAAUGCUGCUACUGUAGCAGUGUUGGCUGUUGCCCUCAUCUUCGCAUCACUGUUCUUAGGAUUGUGCAUAUACAACGUCAUCCAGUGGAGGCAACGAACAAACUUCCAUUACCAGGCAAUUCCUGCUCACUCGCCAUGAUGUUUUAUGAGGCCUUCGUAUAUUUUUAGAUACCUAGUAAAUAAAAUUAGACAUGCAAUUUUAAAGUUUGUACACAGGAAAGAAUUAUAUUUUUAAGUAACUUUUUUUAAAAGGAGAAUUCUAAUCUAGUUUUCAGGCUUUUAUAAGACUUAAUUUUAUAUUGUAAUGUAUUUGUACCAAAUGUUAUACUGAUCAGAGUUUUAUUGCUUGAAGGUUUUUGUCCUUGGCUUGAUGCCAGGUUUAGUGGGUUUUCUUAGUGACCCAGGAGGUCAUUCAUUUUUAUUUUUAGCUGUAAGUCUACCAAUGGUGAGUUGUGUAAGGUGUUGAAAUGUUUGGAAGGGAAAGCCUUUGUGUUGAUGGAAGGGAAAGCCUUUGUUGUUGAUAAGCAAAAGUCAACUAAAAAUUCCAUCCACAUUGGGAAGAGUUGUAAUUACACAGUUGUCUUUGUAGUGAUAUGAAAUGAGAAAGUGGAUUAAUCCUGGAAUUAUUUGUGAUGAUGACUAUUCUGUAAACUGAUUUUGACUUGAAAUUUGAUAUUUGAAUGAAAUUGAAUGGUGUUCUGAGUAAAUUAAAGUUUAAUGUUUUGUGUGCUGAAGAGAUUGAUAUUUAAAAUAGGAUGCAUAUUACUCAGUUCUUCCUAUGCUCAUUAUAAUUUUGUAGGUGUAAUUGGAUAAAAGUUUCAAUAUUUUGAGCAAAUGCCAUUUUGAACUUCAUUUAUGGUAAGCCAUGCACUUUUAAAUAUUUUUAUAAUUUAAUUUUUAUGAGUAAAAACAGUUUGACACUUGUCUUGGUUGGUUGCUGGGUAAUGUUGUUUGUAAGAUGAUUCAAGAUGUUUAUCAUAAUGUAAAUUGAGACACAGUUGCUUCUCUGAUCAGAUCAACUCAUAUAAGGUUUUUAAAGAUAUAGCAAGGAUAGAAGUUACUUUGUAGUAAAAGUAUGAAAUGUUUUAAAUAUUUUGAGUUCAAGAAGUUGAUGUAUGAUGUAUAGUUGUAUGUUGUCACAUUUGAAUUUUUUUUAAAAGUGCCCCUCAGUUUUGGGUUUCCUACUGAGCAUUUGAGGUCGCAAAAUCAUUCACUAGUUUAUCAGAUGCUUUUAGAGUUUCUGUAAUUUUAUGAUCUCCCUAAAACUAGUUUUAUUUUGGUAUCAGGGUACUUCUUAUGCAUAAAGAAUAUAGGUAAUUUUAUAACUAAAAUAUUUACAUUUGGUACUUUUAUCUACAGGAGUUCUCGACAUAUUUUGUUCCAGGUAGGAUUUGACACUUUGUGCAAGACAUUAAAUACAGUUAAGAGGGACUUGAAGGAAUGAAAAGCCCAAUUGUAGGAAGAUUGUACAUUUCAAAGUUUUGGCUGAAUUUUUAUACAGGAAUGCUUUCUGUUGUUUUAAGAUUGCAUCAGCUGCAAAUAGUAUAGUUAAUAUUUGCAUAGAGAUCAUAGUCGGAAACUAUGAAAGAAAAUAAUUUUUGUGAUAUUUAGAAAUACUACUGUGGUGGUAAUGAUUUUAAGUUAUUUAACCAAACUGCUGACCUAUAUGUUAAAGUUUUUGAGGUGGUUGGGUUAAAGAAAUUAUUAGUCUUUGAAUUUCAGUCUAUCCAGUUAUAUAGUUUCUGUGAAGUACUAGAUGGAAUCUAAUUAAUCUUCUCUUCUGUAAUAACACCCCUCUAUUCAGCUGUAUGAGGGUUAGGACAUUUAGGUCAGCAGUCUGGUUAAGGUAUUUUUUAUAAUGAACUUGAGAGAGCUGGUUAGGAAGGGAAGUCAUGAAACUAGGUAGCACUAACCCGUUCAGUGACAUUGGAAUGAGUGACAGUUUGAUCUUUAAUGAGUAACAGGGAUAGAAUUAGGGUUUGAUGGUACCAUGUUAGAAUUAGUUUUGUUCAUGUAAAGUUGAAACCAAGAUCAAUUUAAAGUGAGAUUUUGUCCAGAAUCAUUGACUAGUGUUUUAUAUUGCUUUGCACAAUUACGCUCCAUUUAAGAUGUAAAUAUUUUGGAGUGAUUUGUUGUAAGAAAUAAGUAUAUAAUACCAAAUUCCUCUGGUGAUAGGACUUUUUCAAUGAGACCAACUUGUACUUUUUUGGAAGUGUGCUUCAAUUCACCACAUUAGUGAAAAGAUUUGUUGUAGAAGUCUGUCUGUGUGUUUGUAAUAUAUGUAUAUCCAGUAGUAAGUAGCUUAGCACAAUAGGAGAACACAGAUAUUGGACAGAUGGACAAUUUUAACUAAUAAAUGGUUGUGUUUAAUGGUUUACGAUCUCAAGUAAUGGAUAACAGUAACUUACAUAGCAUCAUGAAGUGUAUCAACUUGUCAGUGGUUGUCAAUCUUAUUGCUCUUCUUGGAUCCAGGGUCAGUUAUGAUCACAGUUCCUAUCAUUAUUAUCCAUAGAGAUGCUGUUUAUGUACAGGUAAAAGAAUACUAAGAUACGAUGUCAUACAGCUAAGCUCAGAAUGAUUAAAAUAUUUAUUAAAAUGAGUUUGUUGGUUGUGCCUUGUCUGACUCUGGAAUUUCAUUAGCUCAUUUUUUUCUGUAUUCAUUUCCUUAUCCAUAUUCAGUUAGAUUUUCGAUAGUUCCCUAUUGCCACCAUUACAGAGUAGAUGCAAAUUGACCAUCAGUAAUAUAGUAAUAUUUGCAAGUCAUUUUCAAGUAGUUCUAUCUCUUUAAUGACAGUGUUGAGCUCAAAUUAAGCAGUUUUAUGUAGGACAUGAAAUGACUGUGGGCUCUUAAGCUGUAUGUGGAUUUUUUGUGGUAGUCUUGAAACUGCAGGUUUGUAAGGCUUAGAGAACAGUGAUGUCCACACAUUGGAUUGGUUUGUUUUUUUUUACUUGUAACUUCUACUAUUUUUGGUAUCUUGGUUUGCGAUUGUAAGUGAUGCCUGAGUUUUGGGAAUAAUGCUUUUCACUAAGGUAAUCUUAGUUUCUGGAAUAGCAAAGACUUUUUGCAAUGAGUUAGAUUUCAUCAAAUAAAAUUAUCAUUGCUACACUUAACCUAAGAAAAAUAAUUUAGUAAAUUGUCCCUUUGCCAACUUCCCUUAAAUUACUCCUUAAAAAGUAUCUUUUGAGUAAUAAAGUAGGAUUAAAGUCAUUUAUUCAUUGUACUGGUGUAUUUGUUAUUGUGAAAAUAAUAGGAAUUGGAAUCAUACACGGUAUUACAGUGGUAACAACAACACUUCAGAAAUUGCCAUUGCUUAAGGCAGCACGUUUGGAGGUCUGUGCACUGGGAUUCAAGCGAUAUUUGACAACCCUUGAUGUGUAGGUCUUUUUUUUUUAUAUUCUGCUAAAGGAAGGCAUAGUUAAUUUUAAGGUUUACGAAAUAUACCAAAGAAUAUGUUGCAUCAUUGUUGCAAAGGUAAACCAUCAUAAUUAAGAUCUUAAUCUGACUGGAGGGAUCAAACAUGUCUUAGGGUCUACACUGUUUUUUUUUUGUAUCUCAUGGGACAACAUUCCUGUGGUACAUUGUCUUCAUUUCAUAUGUUAACUGCUCUAGUGUUAAGAUAUUCUGCUGUCACUAGUUUCUUUGUUGCCAUGAAAUCCUGUUGAAAUAUGGGUGUUGUCAUGGUUAUAUGUGGCAAUUUUCUUAGUUUUUCCACAAUUUUUCCAUGUUGUUUAUUGGUAGUGUCAUGAAUCAGUGUUGCCUCUAUUAAUUGGUAGUAGUUGUUCCUUUCUGCAGUCGUUUUGUAUUUAUAUAUUUUGAGAUUAUUAUAUUUAGGUUAUGAAAUUAUCGUUAUUUUUAGUCACUAGGUAAUCCUUAGUAGCUUUAUAGAAUAAGGGGAGAGGCUGUCAAACUUUACUGAUGAACAAAGAUUACGAGUUAACUUUUAAGUUAUUUAUGUAUUUUUAGCUGAUUUUAAAAAAUUCAAAUAAGUUUUUAAAGUUUGGGGCUGAAAAAAGCAGAUUUUAUUUGUGGAAAAGAAUUGAUCGUUAUUUUCUGUGGUAUUCACAGGUCAGAAAUAAAAUCCUUGAUUUUUCCUGCAUAGCAGGAACCAUUCCUGAAGCAAUUGCUAAAUGGAAUUAAACUAUGGGGAAAAGUUUUUAUCCCAUCUUAUAAUUGAACACUUCUUAUUUGGAAAUUGCAAUAAAUUUGUGGAUAUUGGUGUAUAUGAUUGGUAAGUUUGCUCUUAAACAUAAAUCUGUGAACUGUCACAAACUAAAUCUAUUGUAAUUGAAGGAGCUAAGAUUGAAGGUUGUACAUGCAAGUACACAUAACUGCUGAAAUCUGAUAGUUAAAGGAUGUUGGUUUCAUUAUCUAUGAUUGCCUUCAGGAUGUUAAAUUGACUGAGAUAGUGGGUUGUAUUUAUUCUUAGACUUGUUACUAGUUCACCCUCUUUUUUUUUUAUUGGGUAGCUUGGGCAUUGUGUUCAGAUAUGUAUGAUUAGUAAUAUGAUGGUUGUAAGUUUUUUAUUUUGAAAAUUUGUGCAAAUAAUGAAAUUGUUUUAUUUUGUGGUUUUUGCUGAAUAUGGGAUUCUGCAAGGAUUGAUGAAUAAUUCUUUUGUGUAGGAGAGUUUUUGUCACCUAAAUCCGAGUAAAGUUGGAUUCCUUGUGUGUAUGCAUAAAGAUUUAAAACUGAGCGGCAAGCUGUACCCCAUUUGGUUUGCUAAAUUAUUGUCAGUUUUGUCCAUGAGUAUAUUUUCAGUUAAUGAUUUAACGAGCUUGCAGUGUUCAGUCUCAUAGUGCCAAAUGAUGGAUGAAAUAAUGUAAUAAGAAAAAAUUAGGAAAUGAUUAUUAUUAUUAUUAAUAUUAUUACUCAUUAGAUGAGAUUCAAAUAUGGUUUAUGCACACAAAUGGAUGUUUUUUAGUAUUGGUUGUGAAGUAAAAAGUUGCAGAGGCAAAAUUCUGUCAGUAAAGUCUGUGUUAGUGUUUUUUUGAUGGACCUUUUGAGUGUUCCAGCUUCUUUUGUGUUAUAUUCCUGGCUUUCCUGUAUCAUUUAACAGUCUUCCCAUAUUUUGUGAAGUUAUUGUAAAACUUAAAAAAAAGAAUAUAUUCAGCAAGUUGUAUAAGUUUUUGUUUUCAUAUGACUUCCAGGAUUUUGUGUGGCAAUUUUGGUGAUGGAAAUGGCCAUGUAUAAGAUUCAUGCUUUUUAGAAUUGUUGGGUGUUAUUUUUCUAAAAAGUGGCACUGUAAUAAUGUGUUCUGUAAUAUUGGAAUACUGUAAUAAUGUGUUCUGUAAUAUUGGAAUACUUAUUUGCUCAUUGUGGGAAAGGAGAGUAGUCAUUGCUCAUUUUGGUAUAGCUUUAUUACAUGGAUAUUUAGUAUGUAAAACUGUUGUGGAUAUUUUUGUGCACUGAAAAUCCCAUUAAGGCAUUAAGUUGUACAGUGUAUUAUUUUCAUGGGAUGGGAAGUGCAAAUCAGCAAGCCAGUUGAUUAGGCUUAAUCAGUAUAAUAUUUUUAGUCUUUUGGUUGUAUGAGAACAUUAAAAAGAUGUCCAAGGGUGCAUGCACUAUUGAAAACUUUUGGUGUGGGGUGUAUGGGUCAAGUGGUGACAUUUUGUAAGUUAUAUUGAUUAGUAAUAAUUAAUGAAAAUUGUAUAAUUAUAUCUUGAGCAUUCUAACAUCAUAAUUUCUAAAAUAUUUGCUUAUUGAUUUGUGCUUGAUGUCUCAUACUGUAGAAUUUGUUAAACAAUGUAUUGAGGAAUUAUAUUUUAUUUGUUGUUAUUUAAACAGUACACUGGUGUGUGUUGAUUUUUUAAAAGGAUGUCAUGAUAUUGAACCAAGAUGAAUUUAACAAGCCAGAUAUGAUGUCAAGAAGAAAAUUAGAAAAAUCCUUUUGCAUUCUGUGCCAUGGUUGCAUCAGUUUAAAAACUGAAAGCCAAAGAAGGUAAGGUUUUUACAGUAACUGUAAUAUUGAAAGUAAAGAUAUUUGCAGUUGCAAAACUUAGAUGUCAAUUUAUAUUACAGUACAAUAGUUCUCAUGGCAUGAUAGAUUAUAAAUUAAUUUCUCCUGAUGUGCUUAACAUGUUUGACUUAGUUUUCAGUGAUAAAGUUCUUUAGUUUUUCAGUAUGCUAAAGUGUGAAUCGGAAGACUAUAGUACCUAUUUUUGUAGUCAGAAAAUUUAAAGGUCAUUGAUGAUGUUUUGAAAACUCAAACUUCUUAAGUAGGUUUGCUCAAUUCUUAAUACGUAUUCUUUAAAUUUUGUAAUUCAAAAUUUCUUCCAUAAACAGUAAAGUCUGCCAGAAUGGAA
Macrobrachium nipponense is the source of this 7530-nucleotide messenger RNA. RefSeq names its product prostatic acid phosphatase-like. The coding region runs from base 209 to 1369 and encodes 386 amino acids. Gene Ontology annotation, biological process: dephosphorylation. The transcript has 8 exons. Gene Ontology annotation, molecular function: phosphatase activity. NCBI's taxonomy places the organism in Eukaryota, Metazoa, Arthropoda, Malacostraca, Decapoda, Palaemonidae. The record is from RefSeq and is a predicted model, not a curated record.